CGUUGACUUCCACGAUUCGACAGUCCCUGCCCUGGCCUUUUCCUUCCACAGGGAGGAUGGACGAGAACACCACUUGCGCCUCAAACUCCUUUAUCCUGCUCUCCACUCCAUUGUCCCAUCAGUAAUGGAAGUGCGUCCCUCCUCCCAGGAACCAGGGAGCAUCACAUUUAGACGGUUCCACCUAUUGCAAAGGUCCUGUUAGAGUCUCCAAUGAUACAGGUUGCUCUGGGUUGUACGGAGGAGCAGUUAUUUUUGGACAGUUUUUAUUUUCAUUUAAAAUAUAUUUAAAUAUUGUGAAAAGCAGGAGCUGCGGGGGGGAAAGUGUCAUUUCAGCCUCUGUGACACUGGAAGGAGAUGGGGAGAUUCCCUCCUUCGCCAUCACUCCAGAACGGUUACCCCCUGUCUGAGCCAUGCAGAGUUUAUCUUCUUCAUAUUCUAUCCCUCCACUUCUCAAAGUGUCCUGUGAUGCGGUGUUCCCAGCUGUCUGCGCUUGGAGAUGAUGCUUUGACUUCUUUAAUCCUAAAUCGCUAUGGCUGGAGAGGAAAGUGUCAAAGACCUGGAAGAGGACUUCAAAUGGAUCCCAAAGACAGUGGGACAUUUGGGGUUUAAAUUCCAGUUUCCAUCUAUUGGCAACACCACUUGUGGGAAGGGGGCUGUUUCCUCCCCCCCCCCCCCCCCCAUUGUGAGGAUGCUGAAACUUUUGUAUAUAACGUCACUCAAAAACGAGACAGUGCUGAGUGAAGCAGGUUUGAAUGGAUCAAAGGAGAAUGUCAUGGGAGAAUCUUGUCCUGAUUCUGAGUUAUUAGGUGUAACCUGCUCUGGAUUUUCCCUUGACACUUUCGUUGUCAUGUAGUCUGUCUCUCUGGGACAUGGGUUUCUAUCUCUCCUGAAGAAUGUUUAGUCGCCCAAUGGGAUAUUAGUUUAGUUUGACAGGAUGUAGCUCAAAUUUACCGGAGACUUUGAGACAAAUGACCAUUUGCUAAAGUCAUUACUUCUCACUUUACUUUUGCUUUUUCCCCACCUCUCCAUGAUGAUGUGGAGAAAGUUGAAGUGCAGUUCUGUCAACAGGAGAGAACUCUCCCAUUGACUGGACAUGCUAACAAAGAAACAGCCGUGAUUUGAAAUCUCCACUCGGAAAUGGUGACCAGCAGCAGACUGAACAGAAGGAAGUGUAUCUGAUCACAGGGGAGUUCCAUUGUUUAAGUCAAUAUUGUCUCAGAUGAUCUGGGGAGAGAAUUCCACACUAAGUGACUUGGAACCAGGCAAAAUGCCCAUGUAUUCGGUACCCAGAGCAUUUGUAACCCAGGCUGUACAGAAGAUCUUUCCUAUGAUAUGGGAAAUGCUGCCCGUCACAAUACAGUGUGUGGAAGAAAUAGAAAUGGGGGGGUUUGUUGAAUUUAUCCUUUGUAGGAGCCACAAAUGUGUAUAAAAUGAAACAAGUGUUAAAAAUGGAGUCGCUGCAGAAAAAUAGCCAUUUUUGAAUAGAAAUGUCCCUUCUGGUAACUUACAGAGAUUCUCAUCCAGGCCUGGAUCUAGUUCCUAGUCUAGACGGUGCCACCUAAUUAAAGAAUAUUGGGGCAUGUUUGGGGAAGCCGUUCCUCACUAACAGUGUUGAUUUUUUUGCGUGGUUUGGUAAAGGAUUCUACUUCAGAGACAUGUAAAUGUGCCAUAACCCAGGCCAAUGAUUUAGAAAAAAGUGGGUUAGAAAUAGUACACCCCCAGUUCUUGGUUUUCACCCCAAUAAAGGAAACUAUGAUAAUCAACAGCCCAAGGAAAAUCGUUUGUAGAACACCACUCCCUAGUUCAGUGUCACGGGUUACAGUCCCAAAGGAUCCCAUGGUUAGAUGGAGCACAAUCAUCCUUCACUGUUUUUGGCUCCAAAGUUGAAUGAGGCAGAGAAAGAGAGAGAGUUCUUUAGAGGACAUUCCUUCCCCGUGGAUCCCAAACUGGCUGCCUGAGUGGGUAACGAGGACUUUCACGCAGUGGAAAUAACGGUAACCAGUGAGGGAAUGCAUGUGUCAGGCUCCGAUUUCAGACUGCAGGAUACACACAUGUUGGGUCCUGAUUCUCUGUUUUUGUCUCUUAGGGCUUGUCUACGCUUACAAUGCUGCAUCUGCAGUGCUGUAAGGAAGAAGCUCUGAGAGCUCUCACAUCCGCUCAGUUAAUCCACCUCCCCAAGAGGCGGGAGCUAUGUCAGCAAGAGGCGCUUUCCUGCCAACACGGUGCGGUCUAUAUGGGGCGUUAGGGUCACCAAUUGAUCUGACCAGAAGAGAAGUUCCUUAUCCCGGAAUCAGGCUACCUGUGUUAACCAGGGAGCAACCCUCCUCCCCGCCUCCCAGCAGCCGAGACGGGAGGAUGAGCAAGAACGAGGGGGGGACGCCUCAGCCGCGAAAAGCCGAGCCAGAAGAACCACAUGGGAGAUUGGCAGGAAGAUGUAAAGGGAAGGUUUCCCAGAAUCGUGAGCAGGGGAAAGCCUACGAGAGGCAGUCAGGGAAGAAAGAAGGGUUGCCGAUUUCCAAAGCGGAUGUGAUCUCCCAGCUGGGAAAAGGGGAAGAACCCUGGGUCCCGGAGCUCCAGGGCUCCAAGAAAAGACAGAGUCUGCGAGGCGUCCGCACGGGUGAAUUCAUUAAACCCACUCUCUGAGCUCAGGAUUGUCUCCUGCAGGUGUCGUAGCCUCGGGGCAGAUAUCGCUUAUGGCUUCCUCCCUAUCCUGUCCGAUGCCUGGCUGCAGCUCCCUCCCUGGUCUCCCUUCCCCCUGAGUGUUCGAGGGGGUGUGAGGGCAGAAUUGAUC
Molecule: messenger RNA, 2791 nt
Organism: Chelonia mydas (Green sea turtle)
Lineage: Eukaryota; Metazoa; Chordata; Testudines; Cheloniidae
Product: zinc finger and SCAN domain-containing protein 29
Exons: 4
Coding region: 2191-2643 (150 amino acids)
Source: RefSeq, a predicted model, not a curated record